Messenger RNA from Macrosiphum euphorbiae (potato aphid), 2412 nucleotides. NCBI's taxonomy places the organism in Eukaryota, Metazoa, Arthropoda, Insecta, Hemiptera, Aphididae. The record is from the annotation of a GenBank genome assembly.
AUGAUGGACGAUGAUAUUGAACAAAGACUUAGAGAUAUCCAGAAGGAAUAUCUGAGUUUUCUAGAUGAUGAAGAAAAUCAAAAUGUAUACCACAAAAAGGUGAAAUUAAUGAUUGAUGAAAACGGCCAAAGACUACUAAUAGACAUCAAUGAUUUACGUAAAAAGAAUCCUAAUAGAACUCAUGAAUUAUUAACAAAUACUUUUGAAGAACAAUUUGCUUUGGAGCGUGCACUUAAAGAAUAUGUUGCAAAUAUUGAUUCUACUUAUGCCAAUAAAUAUGAUGAAUUUUUUGUUGCAUUUGAAGGUAGUUUUGGAAGUCGGCAUGUCACACCUAGGACUAUGAAUAGUAAAUUUUUAGGAAAUUUAGUGUGUUUAGAAGGCAUUGUUACAAAGUGUUCUCUGGUUCGUCCCAAAAUUGUAAGAAGUGUACAUUUUUGUCCGGCUACUAAAAAAACAAUAGAGCGCCGUUACACAGAUUUGACAUCAACAUCUGCUUUUCCAUCUAGUUCUGUAUAUCCAACAAAAGAUGAUGAUGGUAAUCCAUUGGAAACUGAAUAUGGUCUUUCUGUGUAUAAAGAUCAUCAGACAUUAACAAUUCAAGAAAUGCCUGAAAAAGCACCAGCUGGGCAAUUGCCACGCUUUGUUGAUAUUGUAUGCGAUAAUGAUUUAGUUGAUUGUUGUAAGCCGGGUGACCGAGUACAAGUGGUUGGUAGUUAUCGUUGUCUUCCUAAUAAACAAGGAGGUUAUACAACUGGAAAUUUUAGAACUAUUGUCAUUGCUAACAAUAUAUCACAGUUAAGUAAAGAUGCAACAUAUUCUGUUAGUAGAGACGAUGUUUUCAACUGUAGAAAAUUAUCAAGAAGGAAGGGUGAUAUAUUCAAUUUAUUGGCUCGAUCAUUAGCACCUUCUAUUCAUGGUCAUACUUUUAUUAAAAAAGCAAUUCUUUGUCUAUUGUUGGGCGGAAUUGAAAAAAUUUUACCUAACGGAACACGUCUGCGUGGAGAUAUAAAUCUUUUAUUAAUUGGUGAUCCUAGUGUUGCAAAAUCCCAAUUACUAAGAUAUGUAUUAUGUGCUGCUCCAAGAGCUGUAGCCACUACAGGCAGAGGAAGUUCAGGAGUUGGUUUGACUGCUGCUGUCACUACAGAUCAAGAAACUGGUGAUCGGCGAUUAGAAGCUGGAGCUAUGGUACUUGCUGACAGAGGUGUUGUGUGUAUUGAUGAAUUUGAUAAAAUGUCUGAUAUAGAUAGAACAGCUAUUCAUGAAGUUAUGGAACAAGGCAGAGUAUCUAUUUCAAAAGCUGGUAUACAUGCAAGGCUUAAUGCCAGGUGCUCUGUUUUAGCUGCUGCUAACCCUGUGUAUGGUAGAUAUGAUCAAUAUAAAACUCCAAUGGAAAACAUAGGUCUGCAAGAUUCAUUACUAUCUCGGUUUGAUUUAUUGUUUGUCAUGUUAGAUGUACCUGAUAGUGAAAAUGAUCGUUUGAUAUCGGAGCAUGUUGUUCGUAUUCAUAGAUACAGAGAUCCUAAAGAACAAGAUGGUGAAGCGUUACCAAUGGGUUCAGGUGUGGAUAUUUUGAGCACUAGAAAUUUGGAAAUUGAUGAGAAUGAUCCAUCUAAAACUAGGAUGUUUGAAAAAUAUGAACCGUUGCUUCAUGGACCGCAAAACCAUAAAUCAGACCAAACUUUAAGCAGUCAAUUCAUGAGAAAAUAUAUACAUAUUGCUAAGUGUGUUAAGCCUGUGUUGACCGAGGAAGCGUCUAAUGAAAUAUCCGAAGAAUAUUCUAGACUUCGCUCUCAGGAAGCUGUUGAAUCUGAUGCUGCAAGGACUCAGCCUGUUACUGUCAGAACACUAGAAACAUUAAUUCGUCUUUCUACUGCUCAUGCUAAAGCUCGUUUGUCCAAAAAUGUUGAACAACAAGAUGCCCAAGCAGCAAUUGAGCUUGUUCAGUUUGCUUACUUUAAAAAAGUAUUAGAGAAACCUAAAAGAAAACGGCAUGUCAGUGAUGAAGAAUCUGGAGAUGAAAAAGAUUCACAAGAUAAACCUCCAAAAAGAAAAUCGAAAAAAAAUGAUGACGAUCCUUACUCAUUUGAAGACGGGGAAGAAGAAGAGAUUGAUGCUGCUGAACCAGAAGCUAUGGAAGUAGAUACAGAGAAUUCAGGAACACUGAGAGGAGGUCCACCCGCAGUAUCACAAACAUCAAUCACUCCAGAUAGGUAUAAAGUAUUUAAGUCAACAUUGAGUAAAGUUUUUCAAAAACAUAGAUCACAAUCAUUGGGUUUUAAACGCAUGCUCACUAUGAUAAAUGAAGAACAUGUGGCAGAAACUUUUACUGAAAAUGAAGCUUAUGCUGCUAUUUAUAAAAUGAUGGAUGCUAACUUCAUAAUGUUUUCAGAUGGAAUUAUAUUUUUAAUAUAG